This is a messenger RNA of Staurois parvus, 342 nucleotides long. NCBI's taxonomy places the organism in Eukaryota, Metazoa, Chordata, Amphibia, Anura, Ranidae. The record is from the annotation of a GenBank genome assembly.
GACAAAAAAUGGAACACACCAGCAGUGUGAGGAGACCUGAAAGUGGCACAUGGCAGAGUGUGGCGAUGGAGACAGCAGCAAUGGGAGGCCGUACAGGGACCCAUGAGAGACUCUGGACCUGGCAGCAGCAUGAGGAGGCGGUACAGGGGCCCAUGGCAGAUUACGGGCCUGGCAGCAGCAAUGGGAGGCCCGUAAUCUGCCAGCACCCUAUGACAAAAUGGAACACACCAGCAGUGUGAGGAGACCUGAAAGUGGCACAUGGCAGAGUGUGGCGAUGGAGACAGCAGCAAUGGGAGGCCGUACAGGGACCCAUGAGAGACUCUGGACCUGGCAGCAGCAUGA